Molecule: messenger RNA, 891 nt
Organism: Meloidogyne enterolobii
Lineage: Eukaryota; Metazoa; Nematoda; Chromadorea; Rhabditida; Meloidogynidae
Source: the annotation of a GenBank genome assembly
UAUCGGACACACCGCAAGACGAUACAUAACAGUGGCGCGGUCGCAGUUAUUCGAACAAUUCAAAUGGAUCAGCAAAUUCUUGAAAAAUUCCUGCAGUCGCAAAUUCAGAUGCAAGCUCAGUCACAACAGAUGCAACAAUUGCAAGCUCAGAUGCUGGAGAUGAUGAAAGGCAAAAAGUCAGAGGAACCAAAGUCGGAGGAGAAACAGUCAACAGACUUGUACUGUAAGUUGAAGACGCUAGUUACAGAGUUCCAGGCAGACAUCGAAAAGGGGGUCACAUUUGAGUCAUGGUACCUCAAAAAUAAGUCUUACUUCGAGGUAGACGCCAAGUCCUUAGAGGAAAAAGUCAAAGUCCGGUUGUUAGUAGAUAAGUUAGGGCAAGUUGAGUAUUCGAAGAUGGCGCAAAAGUUAUUGCCCAGAGAAUUAGUUGAGAUGGACUUUGGGGAAUUAGUCGGAGAGUUGAAAAAGGAAUUCUGUGAUCCCCGUUCCAAAUUAGUCAAACGUUUCGAAGUCAUUAAAAUGAAAUGCCCUUGUAUCGAAAAAAUUCUUGAGUUUGGAACUCUAGUAAACGCAGAAUGUGAAAAGGCGGAAAUGGCGUUGACAGUCGAAGAAAGUAAAAUUCUUGUGUUCAUUGCAGGCAUUCCAGAGGAAGCGUUAGAUGUCCGGCAAAUCAGUCUGAGAUUCGUAGAGAAAUAUUCAAAGUCAGAAGUAUGCACAUUGAAGGCAUUGAUGGAGGAAGUCCGUAGCUAUUUGGCAAAUAAGUCUGAUGCAAAGGUAUUCGCGGAUAACCAGUCAAAGGUCAGAUUUGAACCUGAAUAUUCUGUGGAGGUGAAUAAUAUUAGUAAAACUAUUCAGGUCAAUCAAAAUUCAAGGAGAAGAACGUCAACAUAG